UUAGAACUAAUAUGGAUUGAUAUAUGUAUCAAUUCAUGCUGUGCAUAUACUGGACAAUAUAAAAAUUAUGUUCAAUGUGAGUAUUAUAAAGCACUAAGAUUUCAAGAUACAUCAGCAAAUAAAAAUUGUAUUUCUCAAUGUCAGAUGGCCUAUUUUUCAAUUAAAGAUAAACUUAUAAUACAAUAUCAAAAUCCUGAUCAUUCUAAAGAAUUGAGAUAUUGUGCAAAUUAUAAUCAUCAUAAUAAUUUUAAAAUUGGAGAUGUAUUUAAUGGUAAAAGAUAUCGAGAACUUUUGUCUUAUGGAUUUUUUAAUGAUAAACAAGAUAUA
Messenger RNA from Funneliformis caledonium, 327 nucleotides. Lineage: Eukaryota; Fungi; Glomeromycota; Glomeromycetes; Glomerales; Glomeraceae. The record is from the annotation of a GenBank genome assembly.